Messenger RNA from Penicillium lagena, 264 nucleotides. RefSeq lists its product as uncharacterized. The record is from RefSeq and is a predicted model, not a curated record. Bases 1 to 264 code for a protein of 87 amino acids. Lineage: Eukaryota; Fungi; Ascomycota; Eurotiomycetes; Eurotiales; Aspergillaceae. The transcript has 2 exons.
AUGUCUGCUCAAGGUUACUACGAGCAGCAGCCCCAGUACCCGCCCCAGGCUCACGGGUAUCCUCCUCAGCAGGGCGGUUACUACCCGCAGGGCCAGCAGCCCUACUAUCCCCCCCAGCAGCAGGCUGUAAGUUUUGGGUUACCUGUCCAUGCUUUUUGUGUCAAUACUUACGCCGAUUUCCAGCCUUACUACCAGCAAGGCCCUCCCCCUCCCCCGCCGCAACAGAAGAGCGGCGGUGGCCAGGGAUGCCUAGGUGCUUGGUAA